Molecule: messenger RNA, 3507 nt
Organism: Micropterus salmoides (largemouth bass)
Lineage: Eukaryota; Metazoa; Chordata; Actinopteri; Centrarchiformes; Centrarchidae
Biological process (GO): DNA integration
Molecular function (GO): zinc ion binding; nucleic acid binding
Source: RefSeq, a predicted model, not a curated record
AUGGAAUAUGUCGCGGUGCUGAGGAAGUUAGCACAGGAUUGCAACUACGGAGACAAGUUGUCAGAAACGCUCUGCGACAGAUUGGUUUGUGGGAUUGGAGAUGACCGUAUCCAGCGAAGGUUGUUGUCAGAACCGGAUUUGACUUUUGACAAGGCAUUGAAGCUGGCCCAGGCUAUUGAGACAGCCAGCAAGGAUGCGAAAGACUUACAGUCACCAGAGCCGGCAUCCUCACAUGCGAGGGCACCUCAAGCUGUGCACAAGAUGACUGCAAGGCAAGGCCCCAGUAAGCAGCAGCAACAGCAAAAGGCUUGCUACCGGUGUGGAAGUGAACAGCACAGGUCGGUGGACUGUCGGUACGUUAAAGAAACCUGUCACAAGUGUGGUAAGACUGGCCAUAUACAGAGAGUGUGCAGAUCCAAGGGCUCAGCGAGUGUCUCAAAUAUUAAAGGCAACGGAGGACAACAAUCAAGUAAGCAUGUGAAAACUCAGGGAGCGAAUUAUGUCAGCCAUGGGGAGGAGGGACAAGAUGACACCGACACGGAUGAAGUCAUGUUCACACUGUACAAGGUGGAGGAGAUAGAUAUACAGGCCGAAGAGCCUUUCAUAGAGACACUGACAGUUGAUGAGACUGAAAUGCAGUUUGAAAGAGACUCGGGUUGUGGUGUAACAGUAAUGAACCACUCUGUGUUCAAACAAUUAAGGCAGGAAGAGGAACCAGCCCUACAACCCUGCAGAGUGAGACUCCGAACAUAUACAGGACAGAGUAAAGUCUUGGGAGCAGCGAUGGUCAAAGUGCAACACAAAAUGCUACCUGUGGUAGUAGUGGAAGGAACAGGCCCUAGUCUGGUUGGCAGGAACUGGAUUAGGAGGUUAGGCUUAGAGUGCAAACCAGAACCCCAAAUCAACCAAUUAAGGGAAGAGACCUUGGAGGAGGUACUUGGGGAGUAUGUGGAGGUCUUUAAGGAAGAGCUGGGGAAAUUCAAAGGGCCGCCAGCAAAAAUAUAUGUGGACAAGGAUGCCCGCCCCAAGUUUUUUAAGGCCAGACCUGUUCCAUAUGCCAUGAGAGGAAGGGUGGAGGCUGAACUGGACCGUCUCAUAGCCCAGGACUUAAUCAAACCAGUGAAAUAUGCUGAGUGGGCAGCACCUGUGGUUCCGGUGCUCAAACCAGAUGGCACAGCAAGGCUGUGUGGAGACUACAAACUGACAGUAAAUCAGGUAUCAAAACUAGAGCAGUAUCCAAUUCCCAGAAUUGUGGACCUGUUUGCCAGGCUGUCAGGUGGACAGAAAUUCACUAAACUAGAUCUGAGUCACGCAUACCACCAAAUCCCAUUGGAUGAGGAAGCAAAAAGGUAUGUGAACAUUAACACACACAAGGGCUUGUUUACAUACAAAGUGUUACCUUUUGGAGUGUCAUCUAGCCCAGCUAUUUUUCAGCGAACCAUGGAGGGACUGCUGCAGGGCAUUCCUGGGGUGGCCAUUUUCUUGGAUGACAUCUUGCUGACAGGAAAAGAUGACCAAGAGCACCUGCAGACUCUUUCCACAGAGCUAAAGCGGCUACAGGAUGCCGGUCUCAGGCUCAAGAGGACCAACUGCUCGUUCAUGGUUGAGGAAGUGAUGUUCCUGGGACACAAAGUGGAUGCAACAGGACUGCACCCAGUCAAUGAGAAGGUACAAGCAAUACAAGAGGCACCCACACCUUCAAAUGAGACAGAGUUAAAGGCAUACUUAGGGCUUUUGAACUAUUACAACAAGUUCCUGAAAAAUCUGUCAACGGUACUGGCUCCACUGCACAAACUACUGAAGAAAGAGACAAAGUGGCAGUGGGGAGAGGCCCAGCAGGCAUCAUUUGAAAAGUCAAAAGAAAUGAUGCAGUCAGCUGAAGUACUGGUGCAUUAUGACCCAGAGAAGGACAUUGUGUUGUCAUGUGAUGUUUCACCCUAUGGAAUAGGAGCCGUGCUGUCACAUCGCAUGUCGGAUGGAACUGAAAGACCCAUUGGAUUUACAUCACGGACCCUCAAUGCUGCAGAGAGGAACUACUCUCAACUGGAUAAGGAAGGGCUGGCAGUGUUGUUUGGAAUAAAACGCUUCCACAAGUACAUUUAUGGACGGAAGUUCACUAUAGUGACAGAUCACAAACCAUUGUUGUCACUUUUUAGUGAGAUGAAAGCAGUACCACAAAUGGCAUCACCCAGGAUCCAACGAUGGGCUGUAACCUUGAGAGCUUAUGAAUAUACAAUCGUGUACAAAGAAGGGAAGUACCACAACAAUGCUGAUGCCUUGAGCCGCUUGCCGUUACCAGAGAAACCUGUCCUGGAGAGGACAGAAGAGAGGGUUCUCAUGCUGGAGAGCGCCGACAUUACACUGGUAACUGCUGAGCAAGUGAAGACAUGGACAGACAAGGAUCCAGUACUCUCACGAGUGCGGGAAAUAGUGCACAGAGGCUGGACAUCAGAACUGAAGGGGACAGAAUUUGCCCCCUAUGAAGUGAGGAAGCAUGAACUUAGUAUUCAAAAUGGGUGUGUGCUUUGGGGGGCGAGAGUCAUUAUGCCAAAGCCAGGCCAAGAAAAUGUGCUUAAGCAGCUCCACCAAGGUCACCCAGGAGUAUCCAGAAUGAAAGCGUUGGCCAGGAGUUACGUAUGGUGGCCAAAGCUGGACAAAGAAGUGGAGGAUACUGUCAAGUGUUGUGAAACCUGUCAAGAGCACAAAAAUGCUCCUGCACCUGCUCCAUUACACCGCUGGAACUGGCCUGACAAGCCAUGGAGUCGUCUUCAUGUAGAUUAUGCUGGACCAUUUAUGGGGAAGAUGUUCUUUGUGCUGAUUGAUGCUCAUUCAAAAUGGAUGGAUGUGUAUCCAGUAAACUCUGCUACUUCAGCCACCACCAUCGAGUGUUUACGUACCAGUUUCAGUAACCAUGGACUGCCUGAGUUGUUGGUGUCUGAUAAUGGCACAUGUUUUGUCAGCACAGAGUUUAAAGACUUUCUGAGUAAAAAUGGUAUUCGUCAUGUGACCUCUGCACCUUACCAUGCCUCCAGUAAUGGGUUAGCAGAGAGAGGGGUCCAGACAUUUAAAAGAAUGAUGAAAAAGUGCCCAAAAGGCACACUAACAGCCAAGGUAGCCAGAGUGUUGUUUAGUUACAGAGUAACUCCUCACACUACAACAGGCCUGUCACCCAGACCUCAGCCUCAAGUGCUGUUAGGUAAUGGGAGAGUCGUCCGGAGACAUGUGGACCAGAUUCAUACCCAGCAUCAGAGACUAGAGCUAAGCAGUGCGGGACAACAAGCUGAGUCAACUAAGCAAAGCUCAGCUGCCAUCCUGGAAGAGACAUGGAUGGAUGUGGGAGAGACGGUGCUUGUCAGUGAGAAGUCGGAGAAGCCAGCAGCUACAGAAGCUGCAGGACAAUCAGAGACAGACAAAGGGACCGUGGCACUGGAAAGUCCAGUGAGGAGACAGUCAAAAAGGGAAACCAAGUUGCCUAGUUACCUUAAGAAUUUUCAGUUAACUAAGUAG